CACCGCCACCCCUCCCCCGGAUCUUUAACCGUCGAUUCCAUCAGAUCACAUGCUUGUACGGUCCCUAAUCUCGUUCAUCUCGUGCUUUCAAUUCAUGCGUCCUCCCCGUCUCGAUCUUCCUUCCAGCUUUCGCUGUAAUUAAUGCACCUAUAUAUACCCUCCGCGCUUUCGCAAUUUUAGCUUUGCUUCCCCCACCUCGGCGUGAAAUCUCUAGGGGAAGUUACAGUUUUAUAGACCGUGCAUUGCGUUUUUGGAUCAGCUGAGAUAGCCCUUGGAUCUCCAUUUGCUGUGUUGUUAAUCGUGGAUAAGAUUUGGUUGGCUUUCGUCACGAACUUCUUGAGUUCUAAUCUGCCUGAGACAGAUCGAAGACGAUUAGUUGACGUUCAAUCGAGUGUCAGGUGCUUUCUUUUGUUGUUAGCUGAGUUUUGGGUUCAAGAUUCUUUGGGAAAAAUCGUUCAAGUUGAGAUGUGGAGAUUUAGGCCAUUCACACAUAAAGAGCCGGCUGGGCUUGAAGGACGCACUAUAGAUGUUGGCAAUCUUAAAAUAAAUGUUCAAAAGGCCGUCGCUGAAGGGGGGUUCUCUUGUGUCUACUUGGCUCGUGAUGCUGUGCACAUGUCAAAACGGUUUGCUUUGAAGCACAUUAUAUGCAACGAUGAAGAAUCCCUUGGACUGGUCAAGAAGGAGAUCUCAGUGAUGAAGUCAUUGAAAGGGCAUCCUAAUGUUGUCACACUUUAUGCACAAGCAAUUUUUGACAUGGGUAGGACAAAAGAAGCAUUCCUUGUGAUGGAAUUCUGUGAGAAGUCUCUGGUGCAGGUGCUGGAGAGCCGGGGAACAGGGUAUUUUGAGGAGCAACAGGUUUUAUUGAUCUUCAGGGAUAUAUGCAAUGCAGUUUUUGCAAUGCAUUGCCAAUCGCCACCUAUUGCUCACCGAGACUUGAAAGCCGAAAAUCUUCUAUUAGCUUCGGAUGGCUUGUGGAAAUUGUGUGACUUUGGAAGCGUAUCCACCAAUCACAAGCGUUUUGAGAAACCAGAAGAAAUGGGGAUUGAGGAAGAUAAUAUCAGAAAGUACACAACUCCUGCCUAUAGGGCUCCUGAGAUGUGGGAUCUGUUUCUGAAAGAAGCCAUCAAUGAAAAAGUGGACUUAUGGGCUCUUGGGUGUCUUCUCUUUCGCAUAUGCUACUUCAGGAGUGCAUUUGAUGGAGAAUCCAAGCUUCAAGUCCUUAAUGGAAACUAUCGCAUCCCUGAUUCACCUAAAUACAGUUCAUCCAUUGUAGACUUAAUCAGAGACAUGCUUCAAGCUCGACCAGAUGACAGACCAGAUAUCACGCAGGUCUGGUUUCGGGUUAAUGAGCAGUUACCUGUUAAUUUGCAAAGGUCAUUACCUGAUACACCACCUGAAUUUUCUUCUUCCAACAAGCAGGAAGGUGCUUCAAAGCCUGCUAACAGAUCCACCCCAGUGCCUCGUAGGAGUCCUCCCCCGGCAUCUGGAGAACCUAAAACUUCAUCACAGUCAUCCAUCUCUUCUAUGGGAGGUGGCGGUGGGGGCCAGCUUGGUGCUUUCUGGUCCACUCAGCAUGCACAAAAAUCACUUGCCACAGAGGGAAAGGGCAAACCCAUAGAAGAACCAGCUUGCCAUUCUAUUUCAUCAAAACUUGAUAGACUCCGUCCAGCGAAUAAUCAAUUACCUAAUAAUGUUAGCCCUAGCAAAGUGGUCAGUGCCCAAUCCCAAACUUUGAAAAGCAGUUCACAUGGAAAAUCAAACAAGCCUGAUCCUGGUUCUUCUAAGGACUUUGAAAUAAAAUUUUUUCAGGGUCAAGAUCAUAGUAGUGAGAAGCGAAUGUCAUCAAAUGUAGAAAACACAACUACUUUUCAAGGCCAGGCUUUUAACGCUUUUGUUGCUGACUUUGAUACAAGUAAGUUCAACUCUGGACCUAGUUAUAAGUCUGAUAGGGAAGCAGCAUUGGAGGCUGAGGUGGAGAAACUCAAGGGGCAGCUGAAGGAAGUCAACUUGGAAAAGGCUGAGAUAACUUCCAAGUAUGAAAAGCUCACUGGCAUCUGUCGAUCUCAAAGACAAGAUCUCCAAGAUCUCAAGCUGGCACUUGCAGCUAAAACUCCAUCACCAAAGAAGGAGGCUCAUAGAAUAGCUUCAACGGUUGCAACAUCUACUGCUAUGAAAUGUGGGACAGUUCGGGAACAAGGGCAAAAUAAAGCUGAAUGGAAAACUCCUGGUUCAGAACCUAAGUCAUCAUGGCAAGCUUUUCCAGAGGAACCUCUGCCACGGAGGCCUGUUUCAGUGGACAAUACUUCCAAGUCUGUUGGGAGGGGUGGUCAGCAAAACAAUCAGCCUGCCCAGCCAGCUACUCAAUUUAAUUCUUGGGCGUUUGGAACAGAAAACUUUUCUGCUAUCCAUACUGGAAGCCCACAGAUGCCUAGGCAUACUACUGAUGGGAGUAAUUCUGAGGCUAAGUCUACCUAUGAGAGAGAAUCAGCUUCUCAACCUGCUGGAUGGGCUGGUUUUUAACUGAAUGGCAAGCUAUGGCUAUGAGCUUCAUGAUGAAUGCAUGGCCAAAGUUGGCCCCAGAAGGUUUGAGAAGUAAAAAAGUGGAGUUUGUUAAACAUAUUCGACGCCAUUUGAUUUGAGUGUCUUGUGUUUCUUGUUGUGUAAAUCAUAGUUUUUUAUGGACUAAGGCAACAGUUUCAAGUGUGUACUCUUACAUUGCAUCAAAUGUUGGAUUGAGAGCAUGGUACAUUUGCAGUUUGGAUGAUUCUUACGUUACAUUUCCCGUUGAAUAUAUGUGUGUUUUUGGGUUUUAA
Messenger RNA from Neltuma alba, 2813 nucleotides. RefSeq names its product probable serine/threonine-protein kinase DDB_G0280111. Gene Ontology annotation, cellular component: cytoplasm. The record is from RefSeq and is a predicted model, not a curated record. Gene Ontology annotation, biological process: protein phosphorylation. Bases 466 to 2520 code for a protein of 684 amino acids. NCBI's taxonomy places the organism in Eukaryota, Viridiplantae, Streptophyta, Magnoliopsida, Fabales, Fabaceae. The transcript has 9 exons. Gene Ontology annotation, molecular function: ATP binding; protein serine/threonine kinase activity.